UCAGAGAUGGCGGGCGCCUCCGACCCCCUGGAAGAUAUGCUCUUUUCAGAGGUGGAUGAAAAGGCUGUGAGCGACCUAGUGGGCUCAUUGGAGUCACAGCUUGCUGGCCAAAGCAACCCAGCAGGUAAAACAGACGAAAACGGAGGCGCUGGCUCAGUGGCCCCCGCUAACCAUCACUUAGGAAAAACGCUACCAGCUCCAGUGGGCACCACAACACUAGAACAACAACAACAAGGACGGCGUAAUAAACCCGAGAUGCGCCAGGAGAUCAACUCUAAAGACGUUAGUCCGGAUAAAGCUGUCACAUCUCCUUCUCUGGGUUGUACCCCGUCUUUUGGCGAGCCGUCCACCACUUCGGCUGCUUGUGUGAACGCCACUAGCAGCGGUUCGCAAUCACAUGGAGCAUCCAUCACAACACUGACUGCAUCUGGUGUGUCAACUUUGGCAUCUCCUCCAGUCAGCAUCAGCACCACAUCCAGCCGCGGCUCUAAGGUUUCUCCGGGCACAGGUGAGACGUCGACAGAAGCUAACCCGGCGAGAAAACGCAUAAGCCAGCCACGGAGGACCGCUUCGGCUCGGAUAAAGAGUUUAAACGGCGCAGCUGUAACGACGAGGAGGAACAGCAACACAGCGGUGGUCGAAAACGCUAGCUCUGUGGAUCCUAGUGAAACUACACCAAACUCUACUCGGCCGGUGACAUCCUCUAUUAACACUUCGACUUUCACCUUAUCUAACGCCAGCUUGCCUGUAGGUCAGUCGGCUAUUGCUCUCGACCGGGGGACUCCCACCAUUGCUUUGCAUAGACUCCCGAGUCACAUUGUAGCCAGUAUAGCCCAGAACGGCAACGGGACCAGUGUUUCGGCCUUGGUCCAGCAGGGCGCUCGCAUAGGACCCAUCACCUCUUCAGCCUCACAGGAGAACCACAGCAAAACGGUCACAGACACUGGGGCUUCCAAAACAGACGAUUGUCAGUCCAAAAUUGUAAUGUCAAGCCAGUCUGGUAGUGUCAACUCUGUAAUAAACACUGUUUCUUCUGCAUCUUCUGUUGUCACAACAACAACAACAACUACAGCAGCAGCUACAACAACUACUACAAUAACCCAGCCUCUGAGCUCUGCCUCAACCGCUGCCUGUGUCACAGGGGUGGCAACUAGUUCUGUAUGUGGUAUUGGUCAGACUACAUCAGUGACUACCACUAUUAGCAUGGUCAGACCCACAGCUCCCUCUCCCACACCUGCUGUGGCCACCUCCGCACAGUCUCAACCCCGUCCUGGACUUACAGCACCUCAAAGGAUCGUAGCCCCUCAGCUGAUUGUCAGACCACCUCAGCAGCAGACGACCAUUCAGCUUCCCCCUGGGUUUACCAUCCCACCGGGAAUGGUGUUGGUGCGUACAGAGUUGGGCCAGCUGGUGAUGGUUCCUCAGCAGGCUUUGGCUCAAGCUCAGGCUCAAGCUCAGGCCCAGGCCCAGAACAACAUCUCUCCACGACCUGCUACCCCCACCACAGGAACAUCCUUCAGAGUAACAACUCCACAGUCUCCUGUGACCUCUCAGACCACCAGGCAGUGUCCUUUGACCCCGGCCAAGAUGGUACCAUCUCCCUCUCCCACUCCUUCCAGCUCUGCCCUCCAGACCUCCUCCUCUUCUUCUUCUUCCUCCUCCUCCUGCUGUCCUGCACUCCGCCCAAAGGGCCCCGUGGCGCCGGCAGUGGCUGUGACGGCUCCGCAGCAGACCCCUGUGGUUAUGGCCCCUCAGGCCCCAGUCCAGGCUGCCUCGCAGCCAGUGCAGCCUCCGCAGCCUCCGCAGACUGGCAUCGCAGCGGCCCCUGGAGCCUCUGUCGUGUCCCAGGAAAUGCAAGAGAACGUCAAGAAGUGUAAGAAUUUCCUGGCCACACUCAUCAAGCUGGCGUCUCACAAUUCUCCAUCCCCUGAGACUUCCAAGAACGUCAAGGCUCUGGUUCAGGACCUUCUGGAUGCCAAGAUUGAACCGGAGGAGUUCACCAGCCGGCUGCAGACUGAGCUCAAGUCGUCUCCGCAGCCUUACCUGGUGCCCUUUCUCAAGAAGAGCCUCCCGGCCCUAAGGCUGUCUUUGCUGAAUAGUCAGCAGUCCCUGACCCAGCCCCCGCAGCAGGGAGUCAAACCAGCACCCGGCGGCGUCCCUCCCGCCAUUGUGGCCGGUCCAGCUGUCCGCAUACGCCACCCUAACAGCGUCAGCACCACCACGGGUGCCAGUGCGCUGCCCGCCGGGACGCUCGGACAUGCAGCUGCCAUGGGUAUCAAGACAGCGGGCGCUGUCGGCGGCCAGGUGCGGAUGCCUGUGGUGAUCACACAGUCUGUCAGAGCACAAGGCACAAUGGGGAAGGGAGCCGUGAUCCAAGCGGGGAAAUGUCCCGUGGGCCUGGCUGUGCAGGUCUCGGGGAAUCAGAAAAACAAGCUCAACGACCCCGGAGGAGGCUCUUUCAGGGAUGAUGAUGACAUCAAUGACGUGGCCUCCAUGGCCGGCGUGAACCUGAACGAGGAGAGCGCUAGAAUACUCGCCACCAACUCUGAGCUAGUGGGAACGCAAAUCCGCUCAUGCAAAGACGAGGCCUUUCUCCACCCAGGGCUGCUACACCGACGAAUUCUGGAAACCGCUAAGAAGUUUGGAGUCACAGAGGUCCCCAUGGAGGCUGUAACAUUCAUCUCACACGCCACACAGUCACGACUUCGCACUGUGGUAGAAAAGGUUUCGACUAUCGCACAGCACCGACUGGACUCCUGUAAGGACGAUGAGUGCUACGAGCAGUCUGCAGACGUUCGCUCUCAGCUCCGCUUCUUCGAGCAGCUGGAGAGAAUCGAGAAGCAGAGGAAGGACGAGCAGGAGAGAGAGAUCCUGUUGAAAGCCGCUAAAAGUCGCUCCAGGCAAGAGGACCCAGAGCAAGCUCGACUGAAACAGAAAGCUAAGGAGAUGCAACAACAGGAACUGGCGCAGAUGCGGCAGCGAGAUGCCAACCUUACAGCACUAGCUGCCAUUGGACCCCGCAAAAAACGCAAGGUGGAUUCACCAGGGGCCACCCCAUCAGGGACCGAGGUUUCAGGCAGCACGGCGGGUUCCCCAGCCAGCUCCUCCGUCCCGUCCACCUCAUCGCGCCAGUACACGCGGCAACGCAUCACUCGCGUCAACCUCAGGGACUUAAUUUUCUACAUGGAGCAGGAGAGAGAGACCGCCCACUCCCUCCUCCUUUACCGUGCCCUGCUCAAGUAGCUCUGCUCCGCUCAGCGUCCACCUCAACCUCUUCCUCCUCCUCCCAGCCACGUGCCUUCAGAUCAGGUCUAAUGUUCCAGCUCUGUGUCUCCAUAUGUACUGUAGUGAUGUCUGAUGUAGCUUUUAAUAAGAAGAAGGAGAAAGAGAGAGAGGGAAAAAAAAAAACGUACAAAAAUAAAACUGUUGUUCCGUGUCUUCUCUGUUUAUCCUCACGGUGCGUAGUUAGAUCAUUCAGUUUAAAGGCCAUAUCAAAUUCUUUAUGUUGGAGUUGGAUUUGUUAGAGGAAAAAGUUUUUUUUUUUGUCACAGGACUAGACCCAGAACUAGUUCCACGUAUGUUGGGUAGCUUUUUAUUUGACAUCACUGGCUGUAGCUUCAAUGAUGCACCUCAAAAUAAGGCAAAGAGAAUUAUGUUCACACCUCGACACAGCCUACAAUAUCCUCCACAAGCUCUUUGUUGAACAUAGUUCAAUGAAUGUAGUUUAGCUGAACUUAAUAAAUGAGCCUUUCCAGAUUUCUGUAAUGAGACAUCAUGUUGAAACAUUGAGAUUCCAAAUAACAGCAUCAUGAUCAAUUUUCCUUACGUGUAAAUAGUUCUUUUUGAAUUAUUUUACAGCAUGUAUAAUUUUAACACAUGUAAGCUUUGUAAGAAAUGGAAUAACCCAUGUGUCAAUAUUAUGAAAACUGAUGUUAUGUAAAACCAUGUGCUUUGAAUGAGUCAAAUUUAGAUGGUUUAUUCAGUUCACCUGUAGUGUAUUUGUUAUAAGACACAGUCCCCCUGACCCUGAUGCAGAGGUCAUUAAACAAAAACCAUAGUCCGCACUAUGACACCAGUUUCUGAUUGGUCUAAGUGAGUCAGUAUUUCUUUUUUUUUGUCCACAUAUAAUGUGAACAUUGUCUUUAUAACUAGUUGUUUGUAAGUUGUGUCCCAUCACGCCCACUGCUUCAACAUAUCUGUGUGAGAAAGGUAAGUUUUUGCUUCAGAGAGGUUGAUGUUGUAGGUGUGGUGGUGAUUGUGGAGAGUGGGACCUCGGAUCAAAGCAGACAUUCCUUUAUCUUUCCCUCUGACUGUUCUGUCUGCACAUUGAUGAUGUUUGAAAAAAAUGAGAUUUAACCUAUUCUUGAGGGAGCCACCCCCCCACCCCCAGAGCCCCCUUUUAGGCCCCUCUUCUUUUAAUAAUGAUAAUGAAUGAAUGACAAACGUAGUUCAUGAAGAAUUUUAGUGCACAGCCCUUAUACUUGUUUGUAUUUUGAUGCGAAAUGAAACAUCACAGCUGUAAAGUAAUUUGUAACUGGAAGGAUGCAGUUGUAUGAUUCCAGUCUAAAAGUGAUUUAUAUUUUUCCCAGUUGUUUCUCUCUUUGUGUUACUGAAGAGAGGAACGGAACAAAACGCCUGCUUUUACAUGUCGUCUUGCAUUGUCGCCUUUUUUUUUUUUUUUUUUUUUUUUUUAACGAUCCUUAUUGUAGUAUGUCCAUUAUGUUUUUGUUUAUGUUUUUUCUAUUUAACUAAAUAUCUUGGCCUCUAUGCAGCUUUUCUUGUCAUAUUGAAAUUUAUUUAAAUAUGGGUGACAUUUGAAACAAUUGUUGUGCAUUGUACAUUUUGACAGCACUUUUUUUUAAUAUCUAUUUUACCUGACAACUGAAAGCUGUCACUGUAUUAUAGCAAAGAAAUUACUCUUUUAAGUAAAAAGCAGUAUUGCCAAUUUCUGUUAAAAGACACUUAUUUCUAACAAUUAAUAUAUUUCUUGUUUUUGUUUUGUUUUAGGGGAUUGGCUUUUAUCCUUAACACAUUUUCAUAAAUUUUAUCUCCAAAACACCAUGUUUUAAAAACAAGCACAACAAUAUCUAUUGUGGUGAUCUGAAAUGAUUUUAAUAAUGAUUUCUAUGGUUUCUGGUGGUUUCACAGGAGGACAUUUCUACUACUACUACAGCUUUUUAGCCAAAAUAUUAGGACAAUAUUACUGAUGUAAACAGAUGGAAGAAAUAACAUUUCAUUGUAAGGAUGAUUUGUAAAUAUUGUUUACAAAACUAUGUGUUUAUUAGAACCACGUUAUUUUUGGUAAACUCUUGUACAUAUCUUGAAAAUUUCCUGUUUGUGUGAAAAAACAAUACUUAUGUAUUUGUACCUAUUUUGUAAAGGAAUAAAUGAGCUGUUUACUAAACUGA
Molecule: messenger RNA, 5408 nt
Organism: Seriola aureovittata
Lineage: Eukaryota; Metazoa; Chordata; Actinopteri; Carangiformes; Carangidae
Product: transcription initiation factor TFIID subunit 4
Exons: 15
Coding region: 7-3243 (1078 amino acids)
Biological process (GO): transcription initiation at RNA polymerase II promoter; DNA-templated transcription
Cellular component (GO): transcription factor TFIID complex
Molecular function (GO): DNA binding; protein heterodimerization activity; RNA polymerase II general transcription initiation factor activity
Source: RefSeq, a predicted model, not a curated record